AUGAAAAUAUCAGUGUCAAAGACAAAAUCUAUGACCAUUUCGAAAGAUUCACUCCGUUGUAAAUUGGCGAUAGACGGCACUAUAAUUGAACAGGUGAUGAGUUUCAAUUAUUUGGGAGUUGAAGUGACCAGUGACCGGGAUUCAAAUAGAGAAGUAAGGGCACAAGCCAGUAAAGGCGCUGCAAUAUCGGGAUACUUGCGUGAUGUAAUAUGGAGUAACAGAUACAUGCUGUUAGAUAAUAAAAUACGUAUCUACAAAACAUGCGUGCGUCCUAUAUUGACAUAUGCCGCGGAAUCAAGAUCUGACACGUCCAAAACAAAACAAUUAUUGCGAACAACAGAAAUGAAGACACUAAGGCAGAUAUGUGGGUACACACUAAGAGACAAAAAACGCAGUACCGACAUAAGAGAGGAGUGUAACAUUCAAGAUAUCGUUCGCUGGACCCGUGACAGACGGCGAUACUGGAGAGAUCACGUCAAUAGAAUGGGUGACAACCGACUUGCGAAAAUUACCAUGACCAGCAAACCGAGUGGGAAGAGACCAGUAGGCAGACCGCCCAAAAGGUGGCGCGAAUGUUGGACCUCAACCUCACAAGAACAAUAA
Messenger RNA from Condylostylus longicornis, 603 nucleotides. RefSeq lists its product as uncharacterized. The record is from RefSeq and is a predicted model, not a curated record. The coding region runs from base 1 to 603 and encodes 200 amino acids. The transcript has a single exon. Lineage: Eukaryota; Metazoa; Arthropoda; Insecta; Diptera; Dolichopodidae.